AUGAAAUACACAACCCAGGCGUCCAUAGCGGGUCUGGUGUUGACGGCGUUCCUUCUGGUGCGUUUGCUGCUCGGAAACUACAGCGCCAUACGUCUCGCUUGGCCGCCGCUAGUCGUGUUCAAAGCGUACGUCCCGUCGUUCGAAAACGUGCCCAACGUGCAGUACUACGACCUGCGCAACUACCAGGGCCACGCGGACGGCUGGCAGCGCGGGGAUCACGUCCUCUUCACCGUCCCGCUCCGUGAUGCCGCGGAACAUCUUCCCAUGUUUUUUGAUCACAUGGACCGCAUAUCAUACCCGCACAACCUGAUCGACCUCUCGUUCCUCGUCAGCGACUCCUCCGACGACACGAUGGGCGUGCUGCUGGAAUACCUGCAGAAGGCGCAGUCCAAGCCUGACCGCACCCAGCGCUUCGGCAACAUCGAGAUCUACGAGAAGGACUUCGGCCAGGCCAUUGGCCAGUCCUUCUCCGACAGACACGGCUUUGCCGCGCAGGGCCCGCGUAGAAAACUCAUGGGCCGCGCCAGAAACUGGCUUGGCUCCGUCGCGCUGAAGCCCUACCACUCGUGGGUCUACUGGAGAGACGUCGACGUCGAGACCAUUCCCCCCACCAUCCUGGAAGACCUCAUGCACCACGACCGCGACGUGAUCGUCCCCAACGUCUGGCGUCCAUUGCCCGACUGGCUGGGCAACAUCCAGCCCUACGACCUGAACUCGUGGCAGGAGUCCGAGGGCGGGCUCCAACUCGCGGAAUCGCUAGACGAAGACUCCGUUAUUGUCGAGGGCUACCCGGAGUACGCCACUUGGCGCACACACCUCGCAUACAUGCGUGAUCCUUCGGGCGACCCAGAGGACGAGAUGGAGCUGGACGGCAUCGGCGGUGUCUCGAUCCUGAGCAAAGCCAAGGUGUUCCGUGCGGGCUCCCACUUCCCUGCCUUUUCGUUCGAGAAGCACGCCGAGACCGAGGCUUUCGGAAAGCUCUCGCGCAGGCUGGGAUACAGUGUCGUUGGGCUGCCGCACUACGUGAUCUGGCAUAUCUACGAGCCCUCGUCCGAUGACCUCAAGCAUAUGGCCUGGAUGGCCGAGGAGGAAAAGCGGAAGAUUGAAGAAAACAAGAUCCGUGAGUUUUACGACCGCGUGUGGCAAGUUGCAUUCGACGAUGUCCGCGACGACUGGGAGAUGGAGAGACUCCAGGUAAUGAAGAACAUAGACCCUAAUGUGCUGGACCGUCGGAUUGUUGUGGACUGGGACGACGACGAGGCGGAAGAUGAGAGCCAGGGCGCGGCCAAAAAGGACUCAGACUCCUCCAAAGAGGCCCCAAAGGAGCCCGCUGAUAAGGCGGGCGGCAACCCCGGCGCCCAAGAGGAUACCAAAGGAAACACGGACGAAGGGAAGGCAGCAGGAGCUGAUAAAAACCUUAAAAACCGGCCACAAGGAGUUGAACAGCUAGAUUUCAACCCCGACAGCUGA
Molecule: messenger RNA, 1470 nt
Organism: Lachancea thermotolerans CBS 6340
Lineage: Eukaryota; Fungi; Ascomycota; Saccharomycetes; Saccharomycetales; Saccharomycetaceae
Gene: ANP1
Product: Anp1p
Exons: 1
Coding region: 1-1470 (489 amino acids)
Biological process (GO): cell wall mannoprotein biosynthetic process; protein N-linked glycosylation
Cellular component (GO): mannan polymerase complex
Molecular function (GO): alpha-1,6-mannosyltransferase activity
Source: RefSeq, a predicted model, not a curated record